AUGGCCGAUAGUGAGUCCAACACAGUGAUUGGAGAAGAACAGUACGAAGAAGCACGAAAGAACUGGCUCGAUACAGCCAAAGUAGCUCAGCGGGCCAAAAACGAAGCCAAACAGAAGUACAACGAAACUGGCCCUGGUACACCGUUCGUAGAAUGGCUCUUGAGAAAGGUAGGCACAAGUUUGUAUUUCCAGGCCGAGAAUAGUUGGCAUUUUAUAUGCUUCUAA
Messenger RNA from Fusarium fujikuroi IMI 58289, 225 nucleotides. RefSeq lists its product as uncharacterized. Lineage: Eukaryota; Fungi; Ascomycota; Sordariomycetes; Hypocreales; Nectriaceae. The record is from RefSeq and is a predicted model, not a curated record. The transcript is spliced from 2 exons. Bases 1 to 225 code for a protein of 74 amino acids.